This is a messenger RNA of Frieseomelitta varia, 2360 nucleotides long. RefSeq names its product F-box protein SKIP2-like. Gene Ontology annotation, molecular function: protein binding; RNA binding. The record is from RefSeq and is a predicted model, not a curated record. Gene Ontology annotation, biological process: SCF-dependent proteasomal ubiquitin-dependent protein catabolic process. The transcript is spliced from 7 exons. Lineage: Eukaryota; Metazoa; Arthropoda; Insecta; Hymenoptera; Apidae. Bases 151 to 1887 code for a protein of 578 amino acids. Gene Ontology annotation, cellular component: SCF ubiquitin ligase complex.
UAGCAUGACAUUGAUUUGAGUCAGCGAUAUAUAUAUAUACGUAAGACACGAGUGAAUGAGUGUAUCUUUAUUCUUGAAUCAGAUUGAUUUCAAGAAUACAAACAAAGAUUACGGCGAACAAAAAGGGUAGGGAAAAAACAAACAAUAAAAAUGACUGAUUACAUACAGGAAUAUAUUGCCGACAGUUUGCAUCCAAGUCAGAUUAUAGAAAGAACCAAUCAACAUUUCUCACCUGUUACCGAAGAUGGUGUGCCAAUUAGAAAAUUAUUUAUCAGCAACUUAGCAGACAGGACAUCAUUUAAAGAUCUUACAAAAUUAUUUUCCAAGUAUGGAGACGUUGAAACUUGCUAUGUAAAAAAGAAUUCAAAAAAUAAUAACUAUGCAUUUGUUACAUUUAACAGCGUAGAUGCAGCUGUGAGAGCCAGAUACGAAGAAAUAAGAUUGCACAAUAGAGAUUUAAAAAUCCUUGCAGCUGAUUCUUGGCAUCAACCAGAUAGUAUAGAGAAUCAAUAUUACAACGUCGUAAAAGAUAAAUCAAAAUUUAACAAAGUGUCAAAUGAUACAUGCAAUCUGGAUUAUGUACAAGAUAACAUUAGCAUUCAAACAUUAAAUGAUGACUGUCUGAUGCAGAUUUUUCUUCAAUUGCCAAUUGUAGAUAGGAUCAGAAUAGAAAGAGUGUGCAAGAGAUGGAAAGCAUUAAGUCAAGAGUCCUGGCAUAGUGUGAAAAGACUAGAUUUAUCGUAUUCUAUAUGGGGCUGUUUAUCUGGAAUAAACAGAAAAGAAAUUAGUAUAUGUACCAUUCGUAAAGUAUUACUGCGAUGUGGUUCAUAUUUAAAUGAGAUAAAUCUAUCCCUAGUACCGUGUCAUUUACGUCAAAGUACAGUAACUGUCGUUGCAAAAUUAUGUCCUAAUUUACAAAUAAUAGAUAUCACUGGCCUUACCGUUUCCACAUCUGGUAUCAAUUCGCUGAUCACUAAUUGCCACUAUAUUACAAAAUUUAGCCUUGGUCCUACCUCUUAUGUUUGCGAUGCAGAUCUACAAAAAUUAUUCUACGUGAAUCCAAAGUUACGAUAUUUUAGAUUCUCUGGCACUAAAAUGAGCGGACGGUGCUUAUUCCAUUUACCAUUGGAAACAAUGGAAGAAAUCGUUCUAGAAUCUUGUACCUAUCUUCAAGAACACUUCUUAUCGCAGGCAAUUCCGAAAUUACGAAACUUAAGAGCGCUUACAAUAAGUAAAUGCGUUUAUAUAACCGGUAACGUUAUUCAAGCUAUUGGCACACAUUGUACGAAUUUAAAAACGUUAGAAGUUUCUAGUAUUUUAUUUUCAUUACAAUCGGAUGACAUGUUACAUAUUGCGCAAUUAACCAAUCUCGAAGUUCUGAAACUCAGCAUGAACACUGUAGUUACGGACCUACUUCUUUCUACUUUGGCAUCGAAAUGCCUGUGUCUCACAUAUCUAGACAUUGCCGAAUGUUUUCUUGUUACAAACGCUGGCAUAACCGCUAUAGCAACUCUUCCCAAAUUAGAAGUGUUAAUAAUGAACAACUUGCGAUUAGUGACGCACAUAAAUUUACGGGACACAUCCAAUUUAAAAAGGCUAGAAUGUCGUGUUUGCAAAUUUACAGAUAGAAUGAUAAUCAAUCUUAUCGAGUCCGCGCCGCAAUUGAGGUUGCUAGAUUUAUCCGGAUGCCCAUAUAUUACUAAUAGAACAUUAGAGAAAGCUGCCACGCUUACGGUUAGUCGAACCAACAAUACUGUUUUAAAAAUAUUCGUAGGCAAAACCUCAGUGGAUCUUAGUACUUUUAAUAAAGUAUCACCGUUUUUACAAGUAGUUAAUGUAGACUUAUCUAGUUGUAAUGGCACUGUAACAUUUCCACUUGUACUAUAAUAUUUGUAAACAUUUAUUGUGUAAGAUUUUUUUAUACAUCAUAUAUACGAAACGUUAUAUAUAACGUUAACGAAACAGUUGAAAGUAUUGAAGAAUGAGAAUAACUUUGACUCAGACAUGUUUGUUUGCAAUAACUUUAGAGACAUAAAUUUGAUAGUACUUAUGUCGGUAGACGAACUUUGUAAAUCAUUUUGUAGAAGAUUCACGAAACGGAAAAAAAGGGAUGAUAGAUAAUAGUGUGAUCAUAUUUUCUGUAAACGAAGCACAUUAUUACUAUUUUAUACCAUAGUAACUAGUGUUACCAUUAAAACAGUAAUUAAAUUUUGACAGACUACGAAAUUUUUCCAUCACAGGUAAAGCGAAAAUAUAAAGUUCUGUCUAAAUCAAAAUACUGUACGCUCAAAUUAGUGUUAAUGAAAGCGACUGUUUUAAUACUUUGUAUUGUACAAGAUAAAUUUAUAUUUUCAUAAAUA